AUGUUGUGUGUCCUCAUCAGAAUUCUUUCUACCACCCAACCACAUCUCUUCCAGCUCCACUCCUUUCUGAAGAGCAUCCACUUUAACAACAGUGCUAGGGACCAGGUAUAUUUGGAUCAGCAAAGAAUCUCUGAGAAACAGUAUGAUAUUCUCAACUUUUGGAACUUUCCCGAUGGACUCGGGCUUCAGGUGAAAGUAGGACAGUUUGUCCCACAGGCUCCACGUGGACAAGGUUUUUCCAUCUAUGAAGAGUUGAUCGAUUGGGCCAUCAGAUUUAAGGAGACUCCUCGCUCUGUGUGCAGCAAAAGCGGUGGCCCUGGAUGGAGGAAAGCUCCCCAGUGGGGACAGGCUGCCUGCUGCUUUGACUGCAUGCACUGCCCAGACAAGGAGAUUUCCAAUCACACGGAUGUGAAGCAAUGUAUGAAGUGUCCAGACCAUCAGUAUCCAAAUAGUGAUCGAGAUCAUUGUCUCUCAAAGGCUGUGACCUUCUUGUCCUAUGAAGAUCCUCUGAGGAUGGUCCUUGCCUGCACUGCCCUUUGUCUGUCUGUCCUCACAGCUGUAGUUCUUGGCGUCUUUGUGAAGUAUAGGGACACCUCCAUAGUCAAAGCUAAUAACCGGGCUCUCAGCUGCACCCUGCUCAUCUCCCUCAUCCUGUGCUUCCCCUGCUCUUUCCUCUUCAUUGGCCAUCCCAACACUGCCACCUGCAUCCUCCAACAGAUGACAUUUGGAAUCGUGUUCACUGUGGCUAUUUCCACCAUUUUGGUUAAAACCAUCACUGUAGUCCUGGCUUUCAAGGUCACAACCCCAGGGAGAAAGAUGAGGCAGUGGUUGUUUUCAGGGGCACUCAAUUUGAUCAUUCCCAUCUGCUCAUUGAUUCAAGUGACCCUCUGUGCUGUAUGGUUGGGAACCUCUCCCCCUUCCGCUGACAUGGAUACACAUUCAGAGCCUACCCUCCUAAUCAUUGUGUGCAAUAAGGGCUCCGUUGUUAUGUUCUAACUUUCCUUAGGAUACUUGGGCUCCUUGGGCCUCUCGAGCUUCACCUUGGCCUUCCUGGCCAGAAGCCUGCCUGACACUUUCAAUGAAGCCAAGUUCCUGACAUUCAGCAUGUUGGUGUUCUGCGGUGUCUAGAUCACCUUCCUCCUUGUGUAUAAUAGCACCAAGGGGAAGGUCAUGGUGGCUGUGGAGAUCUUUUCCAUCUUGGCUUCCAGUGCUGGGUUACUAGGAUGCAUCUUUGCCUCCAGGUGCUAUAAUAUUCUCCUUAAGCAAGAUAGGAAUACCCUGCCAAGAUUAAGGGGUAAAACAAACUCUGGGGAAAAAUUAAUAUUUAAGGCUUUACUUCAUGGAUUUCAUAAAAUAUUUAGAAAGCUUUAA
This is a messenger RNA of Eubalaena glacialis (North Atlantic right whale), 1371 nucleotides long. Its product is annotated as vomeronasal type-2 receptor 116-like. Gene Ontology annotation, cellular component: membrane. The record is from RefSeq and is a predicted model, not a curated record. Gene Ontology annotation, biological process: G protein-coupled receptor signaling pathway. Gene Ontology annotation, molecular function: G protein-coupled receptor activity. Lineage: Eukaryota; Metazoa; Chordata; Mammalia; Artiodactyla; Balaenidae. The transcript has 3 exons.